Molecule: messenger RNA, 411 nt
Organism: Ostertagia ostertagi
Lineage: Eukaryota; Metazoa; Nematoda; Chromadorea; Rhabditida; Trichostrongylidae
Source: the annotation of a GenBank genome assembly
AUGGGCCAUGUUCUAGCAUAUCCAACCGAUGCCGUACCACGAGCACACGAAUUCUGCCGGCAUAAGGCCGAGUGUCGGGAUAAACCAGUCCGGAAGAUCUCUAUCUUGGUCGUUGCUUGCCCACUGGAAAAUCAUAUCGAAGUGAUGCGAGUGAAGUUACCAUUCUGGAUCAGUCGAAAUACGCGUGGCGGCUUAAUCGAGGCCACAAUGAAGGAACUUAUCCAAGAUGUGGACUUCAAGCAGUGGGCACCAAACUAUCCCGACUCUCAACAAGGCGACUGUGUCAGGAUGGAGUACAGCAAAGCACAUAACACUGGGCUCUGGUUCAACGAGUUCUGCACCAAGGACCUGCUCUACAUCUGUCAGAUUGUGGCCUGCAGCACAGAUCAUUACUGUCCUGUCGUCCGAUGA